AUGGUGUACGAGUACAACCGUGGGCAUCCGCAGAAGCUAGUCUACGUUGCACUCGCUAGAUGCACGGACGUCAACCGGCUGUACCUUAUCGACGCCGAGCGAGAUCACACCUCCUGUCACGCCCGGGAGAACAUAGACCUGCCGGGAAGUCGCUUCAGCAAGAGCAUCGACCCCUCAUCAUCGCAACCAGCGAAAGAAGACAUCUUCAUCACCGGCAUCUCGGGAAGGUACCCUCAAGCAGACAGCUUCUCAGAGUUCAAGAAGAAGCUCAUCGCGGGCGUCGAUCUUAUUACCGACGAUGAGGCUCGUUGGCCGCGAGGUUUUCUCGGACUGCCCGAUAGGAUGGGCACCAUCAAAGACUUGUCGCGGUUCGAUGCGACCUUCUUCAGGGUGCCACCUAAGCAAGUGCAGCUGAUGGACCCUAUGCUGCGUAUAAUUUUAGAGAGGACGUACGAAGCCAUCGUGGACGCAGGCUACGAUCCGGCGACACUACGAGGACGCAAUAUAGGCGUCUUUGUCGGCUGCGCACUGUCCGAGACGAUGACUUUGUUCGGGUGCAACGCGGGCACGAUCGACGGCUACAUCUCAACCGGAGCGUCGCUGCACAUGUUCUCGAAUCGAGUCUCCUACUGCUUCGACUUCAACGGGCCAAGUUUUACGGUGGACUCGGCAUCCUCCUCGACCAUGACAGCAUUGAGCCUAGCGCUCCAGUCUCUUCGCGCGGGUGACUGCGAGGCCGCCAUCGUGGGAGGUUGCAGUAUCCUGCUCAAUCCGCUCACAACGCUGACCUUGUACCGCUUCGGCCUGCUGUCGGACGACGGAAAGAGCAAGUCGUUCGACGAGAAAGCGGAUGGUUACGUGCGAAGUGAAGCCAUAGGAACCAUAUUUCUUCAGCGGGGUUCCGAAGCACGCAGGAUCUACGCCAGGUUGGUUAACGCGAAGGCAAACGCGGACGGCUACAAGGUGCAAGGAAUCACCGUUCCAUCAAGCGGCAAGAUGGAGGAGCUGUUUCGCAAAAUGUACGCCGAGGCCAACGUAGACCCACUAAAGGUCACCUACGUCGAAACGCACGGCCCUGGAACCAGUGUGGGAGACCCUCAGGAGUUGGCUGCGCUAAGCAGAUUCUUCUGUCCGCCUGAGCGCAAGAGGCCCCUCAAAAUUGGCUCGGUCAAGAGCAACGCGGGACACGGCGAAGCCGCGUCCUCAAUUUCCACGAUUUCCAAGGCCAUCAUUGUCAUGGAGACAGGCAUGAUCCCGGCGAACUUGCACUUCGAGAAUCCCAGCCCCAGAAUUCCGUGUCUUCACGACGGGAGCAUCGAGGUGGUCAGCAAACCAACGCCCUUUGAGGGUGGCCUAGUCGGGGUCCACGCCCUCGGAUUCGGUGGGACCAACGUUCACGCCAUUCUCGAGCCCAACCCGGCACCACACGUGGACUUUGCGGCCCGAGAAAAGCCUCAACUUCCUAGGCUCGUUCUCAUGGCUGGAAGGAGUAGAGACUCGCUUGGGCAAACGCUGGACCGCCUGGAAGCCGAAGGACCCUACCCUGAUUCUGCGUACGCCCUCUUGAACCGAGUAGGGCAGCCCUCCAUAAAGCAAUUCCCAUUCCGGGGCUACGCCCUAAUUCCUGUGGACGGCUCCCAGAAGCCUGUGACCAAGGUCGUCGAGGAGGUUCAUCCAGCAAAGAGACCCCUGUGGUUUGUCUUCACCGGCAUGGGCUGCCAGUGGAACGGCAUGGCGAGGCAGAUGAUGGAGUUCGACGUGUUCGCCCGCUCCAUCCGCUCAUCGCACGACCUCCUCGCGAAGAAUUUCGGCCUCGACCUCAUCGACCUGGUAACUAGCCUCGAACCGCGAGGCGCAGAGACCAUUGCGAGCGUCCUGGUGUCCAUCGUAGCAAUCCAGGUUGCGCUCGUCGAUGUCAUCCACGCUGUGGGUCUUCGGCCCGAUGGAAUCGUGGGUCACUCGCUGGGAGAGAUUGCCGGUGCGUACGCCGACGGGGGCCUCAGCGCUGAGCAGGCCGUGCUGUGCGGCUACUGGCGGGGCCGAUGCACCGAUGUCGGAAACCUCCCGAGGGGACUCAUGGCCGCUGUGGGGUUGACGUGGGAAGAAGCCAGAAGGCGCGGGCGCAAUGGCGUGGAAGCUGCGUGCCAUAAUGCGGAGGAUUCUGUGACCGUGUCUGGGCCUACCGACGCCAUUGACGGCAUGGUGAAGGAGCUGCAAGCCGAGAACGUGUUCGCCCGUGUUGUGGACACUAUGAACGUGGCCUUCCACAGCACUCAAAUGGAACGCGUCGAACCUGCGCUGCUGAAAGAAUAUAAGGCGGUGAUUCCAGAGCCAAAGCCCCGCGGGAAGCGUUGGGUGAGCUCCUCCGUUCCCGAGAGCCGUUGGAAGGAGCCGAUCGCCCAGCACUGUUCGGCCGAGUACUUCGUCAACAAUCUCGUUUCACCCGUGCUCUUCCGCGAGGCGCUGAAACACGUGCCUACAGACGCCAUCGUGGUUGAGAUCGCGCCUCAUUGCCUUCUACUGGCGAUUCUGCGCCGCGCAUUGGACCCUGGCACCUCCGUUGUGAGCCUCAUGAAUCGAGACAUGGACAACCAUUCAUUAUUCUUGGGCUCGCUUGGCAAGCUCCAUACCCUGGGAGUGCAACUGGACCCGUCUGCGCUCUACCCACCCGUUCCGUGGCCGGUGCCUCGCGGCACACCGAAUAUUGGUCAUCUGGUCAGCUGGGACCACUCGCAGCAGUGGGCCGUCGCAUCGUGGAGAGACGAGCUUUCCCUCGUAGAGGGAAAGGACAACAUUGCUACCAUUGACAUGGGCAGAAACGAGGCGAACGCUUACUUGGCUGGCCACCGGUUUGCCGGCAAGGCGAUAUUCCCAGUCGGUGGUUAUCUGGUGCUGGCAUGGCAGACUCUGAGUAAACAUCGGGGCCGAUCUAUAGAAGAGUUGCCCGUCAUCUUAGAGAACAUCAAGCUUCACAAGAACAUCGUUCUGCCUGAGACGGGCAUUGUGCGACUUGUGACCAUCGUGCGCUCCUCCGGCGAGUUCGAGGUGAUCGAAGACGGCGAGAUGGCAGCAAGUGGCUGCAUUGGCGUGGCCGAAGGUGAAACCUCGCUGAUCGACGUGGAGUUGCCGGUGGACUCUGCCGAGGCCAUAACAUACGAUCUAGACGCGGAGGACAUAUACAAGGACCUCGCGCUGCGUGGUUAUGACUACCGAGGAGCUUUCCGAGGCAUCAUUAAGUCUGACAUACAAGGGCCGCACGGAAUGCUCCAAUGGCAGAGUAUGUGGGUGACCUUCUUCGACAGCAUGCUUCAGUACAUCAUGUUCAAAAGCCCCGAUCGAGAACUCCGCAUGACAGCCAGCAUUGAAUCUUGUCGCUUCGACCCCUACAUUCACGCCGAAGUCAUCAAGAAGGCCGGGGACACAGGUGUGCAAGUCACCUACAAUCAGGUCGCAGGCAUUUGCCGGGCUGGAGGCGUCGUCAUACAAGGCCUAAAGACCAACACCAUCGACAGCGGGACCGAGCAACAGACACCGCUUGUCGAAGAAUACCGUUUCAUGCCAUACAUGGACGACAAAGACAGCAUGGACAAGAGAGAGUCCCUCACACGUGAAUACGUUGAAGUCUGCUGCAGCGUUGCCAGGCGAGCCCUCGACACCUGUUCCCAGAGUAAGGCUCUUGUUCGCGAAGUUAUAAACGGCAUCCGUAGCGCCCCGGAGCACGUGGUCAGCAAGUAUCUAGAAGACUCUCAUAAGAGCCACGGCCUCCUGCGAUUUCUUCACGCUGUCCAUAAGCAAGCAGAUCACACUGGCACUUCCAUUGUGGCUAAUAUCCAGUCAGCUCUGCCUGCGCACAACGAAGACUUGGAAACCGAUGUACUCAACACUGCCCUCUUUGAGGAAGAUCCUCUGAGAUUCCUCCUUGACACCGUGGUCGAAAACACCAGCCCGAACAAGCUCAGAGUACUGGAACUGGCGGCUCAAGGGAGUGGCUGCCUGCUCGCCUCCUGGUUGGCGACGUACCUUUCCAAGUAUAACUUGUUGCCGACUGUCGAGUACACAAUAGCACAUUCGUCUCCACAAGGACUGUCAGGAAAGAUCCCUCGAGGUGCCACGGUAGUGUCAUUGGGCUCGGCAGUAUCAAGGAAGAAGCUUCCUGAAGUGGACUUGAUUGUGGCCCGAAGCGCCACCUGGUCCUCUAGUGAAACCAGAGACCUAGCCGAUGAAGUGUCUUCUAUUUGUAGAGAAAAUGGUUUCGUGUUGAUCGCCCAGCGUACAGCACUAACCCCGGCCGAACGGUUACUCGGUGAAAUUGGAGGCAUCCAACUUCAGGUUGCCGCUCCCGACAAGCUGGAAGCUCAGUUUUUGAAGCACGGGCUACGCCUAGUGGCUUUUAAGUCGAACAACUUGUCUGGCCUGUAUCUCUUCCGAAAGCGUUCCAUGCCUGUCGAAGAAGCAUUGCAAGAAAUAGUCAUGGUUGACAGCGAACAUUGCGACUCCGUCGAUUUGGUCAAGAAGAAAGCUCUCGACUACGAGUGGAAGGCGCAAACAGAAAACAUGUGGCUGCUUGCGGAGGGGGCUGCAGCAAGCGGCGUCGUUGGCUUGGUGAACUGUCUCCGAUACGAAUCCGGAGGAAGUCACAUCAGAUGUGUGCUCGACGCUAGUUCAGCCAGGACGGACAAGGUAGCUGACUUCGACCUGACAAAUCCAGAAUGCAAGCACCUAAUGGAAAGGGACCUGGUCAUGAAUGUUUAUCGCAAUGGACAGUGGGGUUGCUACCGGCAUGUCGUCGCCAAAUCUGCUGACGCUACGAAGAACGCACAGUUUGCUGUCCUGAACUUGCGGAAGCAGGGUGACGUACAAAGCCUGAGUUGGUACGAGUCCCCAUUGCCCUACCAUGCUCUGCCCACUACCAAGUGUGCCACUGACCCGACAGUGUGUGAUGUGUACUUCGCUACGGUGAACAAUCGAGACGUCAUGUUCGCCACAGGAAAGCUGUCGCCAGAGGUGCUCGCAGGCGACUUGGCGAGUUCGGAGUCCAUUUUCGGACAGGAGUUUUCUGGAACGGACCAAGCAGGACGUCGUGUCAUGGGCAUCGUUUCUAGCCAGGCCUUGGCGACAGUGGUCGCUGCAGACCCCGCCCUUCUGUGGGAUGUUCCUGAUGGUUGGACCCUCGCUGAGGCGUCCACCGUUCCUUUGUCAUACUCAACCGCGUACUAUGCCCUGGUAGUGCGCGGUAAUAUGCGGCCAGGCGAGUCUGUCCUAGUACACUGCGGCAGUGGAUGCAUUGCGCAGGCUGCCAUCGCCAUCGCUCUGUCCAUGCGGUGUACCGUCUUCGCAACUGUCGGUUCCGCAACAGAGCGACAAUUCCUGAAAAACCACUACCCGCAACUGGAAGAUAGCCACAUUGUAAACUACGGCAGCUUUUGCUCAGAAGAACGCAUCCUUCGACAGACACAAGACAAAGGCGUGGACCUCGUGUUCAACACUUUUCAUGGUACCUAUACCAAAGUCAUCGCUCACUGUCUGGCUUCGAACGGCCGACACCUUAUUAUCGAAGUAGCCGGCGCCUCCUCGCGUCGCCCGCAAGAAGAACUGUCUUCGAAGCACAAGGUCGUCAACAUCAUCACCGUCCCGACCGAUGUCCUAUUCUCGAACGAAUCCAGCGCUGUGGAGGACAAGCGGCGAGUGGCCGAGCUGCUGCGUGAAGGAAUCACAUCGGGCGCCGUGAGGCCGUUGCCUGCCACAAUAUUCACGCGAGACCAAGUUGUGGAUGCAUUCGCGCUGCAAGCCUCUGAAGCGAACAGUGGCAAAGUUUUACUCGAGGUGCGGCCAGAGAAAAGCCACCAAUUUAAGGACAGCAGUCAUCCCUUCAGGGUAGAAGCCAUCGCCCGCACAUACUUCUACAGCAGCAAGGCUUACAUCAUCGUCGGAGAAAUUAGCGGCUUCGCUUUAGAGUUCGUGGACUGGUUGGUCAGUCGAGGCUGCCGGAAGCUUCUUCUCACCGCAAGUCACGGUGUGCUUACGGGGUAUCCACGUCUUUGCCUGCACCGGUGGAAGACACUCGGUGCCUCGGUAGUCAUCAGCGGAACCGACGCGUCGACAAUGCCUGGUGCUUUGCAGAUUAUCGAGGAAGCUGAAGCAAUGGGUCCGGUCGGCGGCAUCUUCAACGUUUCUGCGUGUCAUGAAGACAGCUGGGUAGCCGAUCAGGCGUCUGAGGUGUAUCAAAGGUACUACAAGACCAAGCUUGGCGGCACGCGGCAUUUGGACGAGCAUUCCCGAAAGUUAUGCCCGCAACUGGACCACUUCGUCGUCUUUUCCUCGGUUUCUUCUGGCCGCGGCACUUCGAAGAGGACGCUAUCCGGCUACGUCGACUCAACAUUAGAGCGCUUGUGCGAGCGCCGCGUUGAAGACGGUUUUCCCGCAUUGGCCAUCCAAUGGGGUGCCAUUGAUGAGGACGGCCAAGCUCAUGAGGCCCAGCGCCCCGAAGCGGCAUUCGAGGCAACAAAGCCUCAGCGAAUGAGGUCCGCCUUGGAGGUCAUGGAGAGGUUCCUGAACCAAAGCCACCCCGUCGUGUCCAGCUUCGUCAAGGCUGAAGUCACUUCAAGUCUGGGGAACGAACGAGAAACUAACUUCCUCGUGGACUCGGUGACUCGAAUUCUCGGCUUCCGAGAUUCGUCGAAGCUGAACCAUAACAGCAACCUGGGCGAGUUGGGCUUGGACUCCAUCAUGGGCGCCGAGGUACUGAUGGUCAUCGAGAAGUGCACCGGCCUGGUUCUGUCCGUGCAGGGAUUACGCCAGCUGACCCUUAAUUCAUUGCGAGAGCUAAGCAAAAAACAACAUUUAGGUUAAAGUAAGCAUAAAUACGAUGUUCGUGUUCUUUUUUUAUAAAUGGGAGACGAAUUGGA
Molecule: messenger RNA, 6905 nt
Organism: Dermacentor albipictus
Lineage: Eukaryota; Metazoa; Arthropoda; Arachnida; Ixodida; Ixodidae
Source: RefSeq, a predicted model, not a curated record